GCCUAUCUGAAUCUUCCACGUGGAGCAAAUCAACCUUUCUCUAUCGCAUCGACCUCGUAUUAAAAAAAAAAACAACAAAAACAAAAACAAAAAAACAUUCACUACGGAAUAAUCACUAUCAUACGCCAAACUUUAAAAAUUGUCAGUCCAAAUCAAAUACUCCGUACAAACACUCCUCUCCUCCCUCUCUUCUCUAGUCGCACAUACAAUUUCGCAUUUUCCGGCCGAAACGUAUACCUGUAACGACGUCGUUCUUCUAAUCAAAAUACUUUAAACCCUAAUUGUCGCCUUUAACGUCUCCGGCGACGGCGAAUUUCCCAAAGAGAAUAACCGGCAAGUCCACCUCCGACUCUCCUAGCCAACUCGUAAUUGACAACUACCAUGCCCUGUAAAUUUCCGAGUUUCUGCAACGGCGAAGGAGACUGGUUGUGGCGACGAUGAGAGGUUCUCCAGUGAGUCGACGAGCUGCUCAGCGAUUUCGGCAACUCGCUUUCUUGUCUGCUGGAUCCGUGAAGGUUAAGCUACUGCUCGGAUUUUGCAUCUUCUUCACUUUGAUCUUGCUCGUCUUUCGAGCUUCCACUUUCAUUCAAUGGACACACCAUUACAAUUCCAUCGACCAAUCUGAUUUACACAGGAAGGGUUAUACACUUUUAAUUAAUACCUGGAAAAGAAAUGAUCUUUUGAAGAAAUCCAUCUCCCAUUAUGCAGCAUGUCUUCUACUGGAAUCCAUACACAUUGUAUGGAGUGAGCCCGAUCCUCCAUCAGAGUCUCUUAAUCGUUAUUUGCAGCACAUUGUGAAGGCAUACUCAAAAAAUGGACGAAAGAUUGAACUGGAAUUUGAUACCAAUACAAAAGACAGUUUGAACAAUAGAUUUAAAGAAAUCAAGAAUCUGAAAACAGAUGUGGUCUUCUCAAUUGAUGAUGAUGUCAUAUUUCCUUGUUCUUCUGUUGAAGUUGCCUAUAGUGUAUGGCAGAGUGCUCCUGAUACAAUGGUUGGAUUUGUCCCACGUAUGCAUUGGCUGGAUCAAUCUAGAGGCAAUAUGGAUCACUAUACUUAUGGUGGUUGGUGGUCUGUUUGGUGGACGGGCACUUAUAGUAUGGUUCUAUCCAAGGCAGCUUUUUUCCACAAAAAGUACCUGGCAAUGUACACAAAUGAGUUUCCAGCAUCCCUUAGAGAAUAUAUAGCUCAUAACAGGAAUUGUGAAGAUAUUGCAAUGUCGUUUCUUGUUGCGAACGCAACCGGUGCUCCUCCUAUUUGGGUAAAAGGCAAGAUAUUUGAGAUCGGCUCUACAGGAAUCAGUAGCUUGGGAGGUCACAGCCAGAAACGAACUGAAUGCAUUAACAGACUGUUGUGUCAACUUGCUGUUAUACGAGCACUAAUAGAUGAGGUGGUCCUAAGACUGGACCAAAUUACUGAAAUGUUUCUGCGACUUUGAUGGAAUGCGCCAGGAUUGGCUGCAAGGUACUCUUCCAAUGUCAAAAUUGCCUGUUGUAAGGCACAUAAGCGUUGUAUAGCUGACAUAGAAACGGGAGAUCAAUUCCUAGUACAUGAACAUGAAGGUGGGUUGAUUGUUGAUGAUGGAAGUGUAGGGUGAAUUUAAAGGAGCUGUUAGAUUUGGAUUUGAUUGAUUAUCAUCAUAAUGUUUGUACACUCAGAGAGUCGGAUGCUUAGAGUUAGAUUUAGACUUGUAGAUACUGUGAGUAGUGUCUUCAUUCCCAACUGAAGUUUAUAAAGAUGUAAUUGAGACUUAAAGAUGCCAACUUCAGCUCAGUCAACAAGUUUUCUUUCUGAGAUACGAGUAACCUAAUUAACCAUAAAACAGGAACCAAAAUAUACAGGUCUAACCUGAUUUUGUAUAGGUCAGGAGUUCUUUUUGGGUUAUUGAUGAAGAAAUAAUGUUUAUUUAGAAUUUAGAUACAAGUAGGUUUUAAUUUUCAGUUUAGGUCACCCAUCUCCAAAUGACUUUACCAGUCAAACAACCCCGCAUCAAAAGUAAACGAGUGAAAUGUAUUCAAAGGGCUGCCUGAUAAUAUCUUGCAACUGUAUCACAGGCUGGAUCAUAUCUUCUCGUCAACACAAAGAAAAAGAACUCCCUAGUUUGCUUAACAAAGUGGGAGUUGCAUAAAGGAAAUUACGCUUUUGAAAACUACUUAGCAUUUUCUUGCCUUUAGAUAGAUCAAAUUAACUAGAGGAGGCUAGGUAAACAACUUUUCCUGUGUAGGAAGUAGAAUUUCCUAGUUUUUAUUAACUGAAUUAAUCAGUACUUUGCCAUUAGAAUGACCAUAAACUGAAAUACAAAAAUGUAAGAACUAAGAAGCAUGGGAUCGAAGUUUGAAUAUGUUGUGAAAGUUGUGACCAUUACUGAGCUUUACAACUGUACAAUUAUAUAUUAGUUGCACAACAUACAGAGGUACCAAAAGCCGUGAUCAUAUGACCAGGAGACUUACAAAAAAGAUACCCAGUGGCUCGAAACUAGGAAUCCUCAGAAAUUGACAAUGGUACUAUUAAUAUGCCCUUAUUAUGUUACCCUGAUAAUUAAUCUAUUGUAUGGAUAUGGUACAUUUAAACCAAGAACAAUUUUGACUAUUAUUCACAUAACAUCUCUUCUCUUUCCCGUUAGCUCAUUGCACAGGGAGGAUCAAGAGGGUAACAUGUAUCUUCACCACCCGUGCUCCAUAAGAAAUUUGCAUACUUUGAUGCAUGAUAUGAGUUGUCUGGUUCAGCCGCUGUUGCCUGUUGAAAUCUUUCUUCAGCUCCCCAUAGGUCUUUUCUCACCACCCAUAAGAAAUUUGCAUAUUGUGUCAUUACCUCUGCGUCCGUUGGAUCCAAUUGUAUUGCUCGCUUGAAACACUCCUCGGCCCUGGAGGAUCAAAGACGAGUAAAUUAGUACAACAACAAUAGAGAUCACUAUAAUGAAACGAUCACAUUUUACGAUUCUGAGCUUGAUAAAAUUUUACAAAAUAUCUUAACAGGGUUCAAGUUGACAUGAACUCUGCUACUUGCUGCAUUUAGGCCAUUACAUAUUGCAUCUGAUAUGGACCAUAUAUGUAAUGUAGUCACUAUCUUCUAAAUUACAAGAUAUCAAUAAGGAAACCAUCGUCGUAAUUAUGCACUCAGGUGUACCUAACUCUAAUUAAUCACCCUAAACAUCGAACUCAAAUGAAGAACAAAUAUUACCCUUUUGGGUAAUUGCAAAAACUAUGACAAACUAAACUAUUUCCCCAUAUAAGUGGUAAUAAAACAUUUCAAACUAGAACAAAUUAUAAUAAUAAUUAAGAUUAAGAAAUUAUACCUGUCAUAAUCCCGGGAAACAAGGCAGAGAAACUGUGCAUAAUUUGAGAGCAAAAGAGUGUUACUAGGCUCCUUAAACAACCCCAUCUGGUAAAGAAGAUCUGUCCUAUAAUACUCUUCAUAAUCAUCUCUUUCAACCUCAACUCCUACUGGUGAAACAAACUCAAUCUUACUAUCAAUAUCACGAUCUUUAACAUAAUCAUGAUCAACUACAACAAAUCCUAACCUUUCAUUCUUCACAUAACCUCCAAUCUCAUUAGCUUCUUCUACCAUUGAAUCCCACAAACCCUUUUCUUUCUCCUCCAAUUCCACCCCUGGUUUUUCUAUUUCCAAUUGCCCAACUCCCCAAUUUCUUGAGUUUUGCUCUAAAACUUCCUGGGUAUUUUCAAAAGGAAGUAAUGAUUCAAGCGAAACGGCGGCGAAAUUCGAGGUUAGUAGCAUAAUUUCUACCAUCAAAUCAGGGGUUUUGGCAAAAACUUCCCUAAACAACCAAAUAAAAGAAGAUGUCAUCUCCCUUUGAAUCUUGCUCAAAACUCCAUUAUCUAAUUCCUCAUCUAAAACCAAUCCCCUGCUUCUCAAAGCAUGGGUUUGAACCUCUUUGAUAAUAUACAAAGUCGAACAACAUAAAUUAUUGAUGGGAUUAUCUUUUAUAUAUUCCUCUAGAUCCCCAAUUUCUCUCUCCUCCUCUAAUCGUUGGAAUUUCUGCUUCAUUUUAAGCAUCCUAAGAGAGAGAGGCAGCUCAAUGCUGCUCGCUCGUCGCGCAAUGCAAUCGCGAAUCACCGCAUCCCUCGCAGGCCAAUCUGGUGGGUCGGGGCGGAUGCCCAACAAGGAAGGUUCUAGAACAUCCACCUGAGAAUCCGAAUGCCGAAACGAUGGCAUCGCGGUGGUAGUCGUAGUGGUGGUGUUACGGUGGAAGCUAGGAAAUUUGAGCUUCUUAUUAUGAGAGUUGGUUUGUUUUGGGGUAAAAUCUUGAUGGUGAGGGAAAUCAUUACCUUCAAAGCUUGCACUGCAAGAUCUACGGAGGUUUAGGUCCGUUGAUUUGGAGCGACAAAGGGUGGUUGAGGUUGUGGCGAGAGUGGUGGUAAGGAUGGUGGCGGAAGGAGAGCGGUGGAGGCGGAGCUUGGUGGUGGGGUAGAAGGAAGAUGAGGAUGCAUUGUGAGGAGGGGAAGGAGGAGAAAGAGGGGUGGGUUGUGCAAUGUUUACCCUCAUAUUUUGUUGUUUUCAGACAAACAAAAUAGGGAAAAUUGGUGUUUGAGAUUUGAGAAGAAGAGAUUGAUUUUAAUAUUUUGAGAAAGGUGGUGUGAGAAAGAGGGAGGGUUUUGUAGGAGUUCCGCAAUUGGAAAAAAAGGUGGGGAUGAAUUGACCACGAGAAGAUAUUCAAAGGCUGUGAGUUGUGAUACUCCUUGAUAAGGUGUAUUAUUGGUUGGAACGUAGAUACCGUUCUUUGUUAUAUAUAGCCCUAUUUGGGUUGUUAACGAGGCCAGACAACUUGUAAGUUAUAUAUAUAUAUGUUGAAUUUGAUUAAUUUUAGUUUGAAUUAGAGCAAUUUGGAGAUGUAUUAGCGAGUUGAGUUGUGCAACUUAUACGCGCAACUCGACUCGAUAGUUAAAAAUAUU
Molecule: messenger RNA, 4908 nt
Organism: Spinacia oleracea (spinach)
Lineage: Eukaryota; Viridiplantae; Streptophyta; Magnoliopsida; Caryophyllales; Amaranthaceae
Product: glycosylinositol phosphorylceramide mannosyl transferase 1
Exons: 6
Coding region: 438-1436 (332 amino acids)
Cellular component (GO): membrane
Molecular function (GO): glycosyltransferase activity
Source: RefSeq, a predicted model, not a curated record